AGGGGAGGACCCGAGAGACCAGGAACUUCACGGAGCGCCUCUGUCUUUUUUCAUGUCGGCGGCAGAGCCAUUAUGCUCUCGCUACCAUCAUGAGCCACUGGUCUACUUCCCAAGGAGUCGUCCUAACAGCGUAUCAUCCCAGCAGCGGUAGCCGCCGACGCCGCUGCCUCGAGGACGCCCAAGAGGCGCCGGGAGCCGAUGCCGAGGCAAAUGCCGAGGCGUCCCCCUUAAGCCGGAGGUCUGGCCAAUAUACAAUGAAUCAUGAUAACUCUAAGAAGCCUUCGGGGAAGCUCCCUUGCGAGCAUUCAGGAUCUCAAGAUUCACUUGACGAAUUAUCCAUGGAUGACUACUGGAAAGAACUUGAAAAUAUCCAUGAAACAAGAAGUGGUAAUCAUGAAGAACGUGACCCGGUUGUGGUGAAAGAACCUGAUGAGGGUGAAUUGGAAGAAGAGUGGUUAAAAGAAGCAGGUCUAUCCACCCUCUUUGGUGAAGCUGCUGGAGAUUCCCAUGAAAGCAUGGUGGUUUUGGCUACCUUGACGAGAACUCAGGCUAUAGCAGUGCAGAAGCGAGUUGAUACCGUCACCCAGACAAUGAGGAAGAAAAACAAACAGUACCAUGUUCCUGAUGUGAGAGAGAUCUUCAAGCAACAAAAUGAAUCAAUGGAAAAAGAAUCCAGCAUUGAUCACCAGCCUAUAAGAGCAGAAGGGAAAAAGGAAAGUUCACAAAAAGAUGCCAAAGAAGCAUAUGGUCAACAUACUGAUAAUUGUCCAAGAGAAGAUUUGCAACCAGCUGAAACAGACAUUAAUUUGGAAAUAUCAUUUUCUGAACAAGCAGUUAAUCUCAAAAAUAACUCUGUAAGUGAUGUGUUAAAAGACAAAGAAGAUGACACUCUGCUUCCUAACUUCAGAUUUCCAAAGGACAAAACGGGUACAACAAAAAUUGGAGAUCUUGCACCUCAGGAUAUGAAGAAAAUCCAUGCUUUGGCCCUGAUUGAACUGUCUGCUCUUUUUGACAUACUUGGAAUUGAACUGAAGCCACAGAAGGCAGCAAAAACUAAAGUGAAAGGUGAGUUUGUUGAAUUUGGCUUUUGGUUGGUUGGUUGGUUUUGCAAAAUACAUCUUUGGAUAGAUAUUUGGGUAUUUUAAGUUGUAAACAUUAUC
Thamnophis sirtalis is the source of this 1160-nucleotide messenger RNA. The record is from RefSeq and is a predicted model, not a curated record. Lineage: Eukaryota; Metazoa; Chordata; Lepidosauria; Squamata; Natricidae.